AGGAGACUGCGGAGACAUUCUGAGACUCAUUCGGGAACUGGCAGAGUUCGAGAAACUCUCGGAUCAGGUGAAGAUCAGUGAAGAAGUCCUGAGAGCAGAUGGCUUUGGAGAGAAUCCUUUCUAUCACUGUUUUGUAGCAGAGAUUAUUCCAGCACCUGGUGAGCGACAAGGGCCUUGCAUUGUGGGCUACGGACUAUACUACUUCAUCUACAGCACUUGGAAGGGUCGUAACAUUUAUCUGGAGGACAUCUAUGUGAUGCCGGAGUAUCGGGGUCAAGGGAUUGGUUCCAAAAUAAUCAAAAAGGUGGCUGAGGUGGCCCUGGAUCAGGGUUGCUCCCAGUUCCGCCUGGAAGUUCUGGAGUGGAACAAGAAGGCUAUGGAUUUGUACAAGGCCCUAGGAGCCCAAGAUGUGACCCAGGCGGAGGGCUGGCAUGCCUUCCGUUUUGAAGGAGAGGCGAUGAGGAAGUUGGCAGGAAGAUGAUGCCAUCUCUGCCCCCAUCUGCUCAAGCACUGCUCAGAGACACUGACCCCUAGGCCUCCCAGAGAAAGAUUCCUGCAGGACACAAACAGAAUUGAGGGAGAGGUCUUUCUGAGGGUGAAAAAUUAA
This is a messenger RNA of Octodon degus (degu), 607 nucleotides long. RefSeq names its product diamine acetyltransferase 2. NCBI's taxonomy places the organism in Eukaryota, Metazoa, Chordata, Mammalia, Rodentia, Octodontidae. The transcript is spliced from 3 exons. The record is from RefSeq and is a predicted model, not a curated record. Gene Ontology annotation, molecular function: N-acetyltransferase activity. The annotation marks the transcript as partial.